AUGGGUCUCCCCUCCCCCCUGCAAUAUACCACCGAAGUCGGCGGGAACACCUCCAAGGCCACAUACCAGGAGGCAUCCGGAGCACCCGUUGAGGUCAAUUCCCCGCUGGGGUAUUCGGUCGGUUGGGUUACUGUUAUCUUCUUGAAUUUGAGUAAGAUGAUCGGAACGGGAGUCUUUUCAACGCCAUCGGCCGUCGUCAAAGGCGCCGGGUCCGUUGGUCUUACGUUGAUAUACUGGGUGAUUGGGUAUUUGAUGGCAUCUAGCUGUCUGUCCGUUUACAUGGAAUUCGCAUCGGCUUUCCCCAGUCGGUCCGGCUCGGAGGUUGUCUACUUGGAACAAUCGUAUCCCGACCAAAUACUGGCUCAGUAUCUCUUCAAACUUGCAGAUUCCGACUUUACUCCAUGGAAGUUGAAAGGAGUUGCUGUGGCGUGCUAUACUGUUGCGGUACUGGUUCUGGCAUUUCAUACUAGAUGGUCGUUGAGACUCGCAAAUGCGAUCGGGCUUGUCAAGCUACUGACACUGAUAUUCAUCGCAAUAACUGGAUUGGUGGUUCUAGGAGGUCACACCUCAGUGAAAGACCCUAAAGCAAAUUUUAGAAACGCCUUUGAGGGUACUAGUGCUGCGACAGCCUAUGGAGCAACCAAUGCAUUGACCAAGGUCUGGUUUUCCUUUGCGGGAUAUGAGAAUGCAUUCAAUGUUGUGAAUGAAGUUCGGAAUCCUGUCAAAACCUUGAAGUGGAGUGCUCCGCUCUCAUUGGGCCUCACAGCAGUUCUAUAUGUGCUGGCAAACAUUGCGUAUUUUAGUGCUGCGAGCAAGGAGGAAAUCCUAGAGUCGAAGGUCGUUGCCGCUGGUGUGUUCUUCGAGAAGGUAUUUGGAACUGGUAGUGCGGCUUCAGCACUAAAUUUCCUGAUUUGCAUGAGUGCUUUCGGAAAUCUUCUUGCUGUGCUUGUUGGACAGUCUCGUAUGUUAAGGGAGUGUGGAAGACAAGGUGUUUUGCCUUUCACUUCAUUUUGGACUUCGACCAGACCGUUUGGAACACCGCUUGGCCCAUACUUUGUGAAAUGGAGCUUCACCGUCCUGAUGAUCCUGGCGCCACCUGCUGGUGAUGCAUUCAAUUUCGUCGUGGACCUCGGAGUGUACGCAACAAGUAUCUUUGGUUUGGUACUCACUAUAGGCCUGGUGGUCACUCGAAUUCGCCGUGCGCGCCUUAAUCUCCCAGCACCGGACUACAAGGCCUGGCACAUUACUGUGGCAUUUGCAAUCCUCUCCAACCUAUACAUGGUGGUAAUGCCGUGGUACCCUCCCAGUACUGGGGCCAAUGGAGGCGAUGUGAGCUUCUGGUAUGCAACAUAUUGUGCGGUUGCUGUCGGAAUUGUGGGGUUGUGUGGAGUGUACUAUUAUGUCUGGAUCAAGCUUCUACCCAGAAUUCAAGGAUUCAAGUGGGAGCAAACGGUUCUCAAACUGGAUAAUGGUGCUCUGGCGCAUCGGCUUGUCAGGGUUCCUAAGAAGACAGCGUGA
This is a messenger RNA of Penicillium mononematosum, 1518 nucleotides long. RefSeq lists its product as uncharacterized. The record is from RefSeq and is a predicted model, not a curated record. The transcript is spliced from 10 exons. Gene Ontology annotation, biological process: amino acid transmembrane transport. The coding region runs from base 1 to 1518 and encodes 505 amino acids. Gene Ontology annotation, molecular function: L-amino acid transmembrane transporter activity. Gene Ontology annotation, cellular component: membrane. NCBI's taxonomy places the organism in Eukaryota, Fungi, Ascomycota, Eurotiomycetes, Eurotiales, Aspergillaceae.